AUGAUUGACCAGUCUCAGACAUGUCCAAGCUGCAGAUCUAGCAAAUACAGUAAUCCACAGUUAAAACUGAUGGUAAACGUAUGUGGUCACUCUUUGUGUGAAAAUUGCGUUGAAGUACUAUUUGUUCGAGGUUCCGGUUUGUGUGCCCAAUGCAAAACUCCAAUACGCAAGACAAAUUUCCGCUAUCAGCUGUUUGAAGACCCUCUAGUACAAAAGGAAAUAGAUAUUCGUAAAAAGUUACUAAGCGAUUUUAACAAACGUGAAGAUGAUUUUGAUUGCUUGGAAGAGUACAAUCUCUAUUUAGAAAAAGUAGAAAGUUUAAUUUACAACCUCACAAACGAUAUAAAUGUCGAAGAAACUAAACGUUAUAUUGAGAACUAUAAGAAAGAAAACAAAGAGAUAAUCAAGAAAAACCGAACCAGACCAUCCUCCUCGAUGGCGUUUUACGAUUCCGAAUUAGAACGGGAAUGUAUGUUGAGGGAAAAGCGAGAACGCGAGGAAGAAGAGGAAGGUGGAACUCUAAAAGGACUAGAAAAUAACCAUGGCUCUAAUGAUCCUAAUGGUUCAAUAACAACUGAAUCUGAAGGAGAAAAAAGAAAGAACAGUAUUCCCCCAACACCCCGAACAAAUAUGCUCAUUCCACCUGCCUCAGCUUUUGGACACCGAAUGCCUACAACAUUUGUUCCACCAUCAGUGUACGCUCCUCCUUCAUUCAUACCACCACCUACCCAGGCCACGGGACAUGCACCCAGUUCUGCGUUCCCAGUACGCCCACUAGUUACUCCUGUGAGCGGCUUUAUGGCACCACCUUCCAUGCUCCCCAUAGCUCCACCCACUGGUAGUCUCACAAACAACUGGAUCAGUGGAGCACAUCAUAUGAUACAACUUCCUCCCACGUCUUCUAUUCGCAAGCAGCAGGACACUGUUUUGAUUCCCAGCCAAAAUGCAGGUCAAAACACUAAAAAUCAUACAGCUAAACUUCAGUUUGUUUAUGAACCUUACUUAGUUGAGCUAUGUGGUCCUAUGCCACCACUUUCCAGUAAUCAGCAUAUUCGUUGGACUGAUGUUCUUCAAAUGUAUGAAAAAGCUGUAAUUGCUAGGCUCAAUCAUCAAGGACAAACAUCUACAUAUACUUCUGAAAUCAAGCAGAAAUUAGAGACUGAAGACGAAUUUAAGGAUGGAGAUUUCGGUAGAGAGACCGUUGUUGAUGUUAAACCAAAUUACAAGACGGAAGAAAGUUUUCUAGAUGAUCGAAUCAAAAAAGAGUAUGAUAGUGACGAGAGUAACGAUGCUGAUAAUAAAAUCAACGUUUCAAAAGUUGAAGACUCCAGUCAAACAACUAAGUCUGUAGGUCUUUCUUGUCAACUGACUGCUGGAGCUUGUGAUGCUUUAGCAACAAGAAUCUUCUCUCUCACCACUUACUACAGACCUACUUCUAUAUUUUUUCAAGUGUAUUCAAUCAAGUAUUUAUCAAAGUUGCAAAUGACUACCGACAUAAGUCAUGUGAGCGAACAAGUUCCAUGUGCAGAAAAGUACUCGGAGUUAGAAGGUGUUUUGAAACCGUGUAGUAAACUUCCACCAACGAAUGAAAUGAAGCUAGAUCGAUCUUACUUUAAACGUAAAGUUCCAAUGAUAUUCGUCGGUAUUCCAUGUGAUAAAUAUGUAAAGAAUUCUAUAGAGAAAUUGAAACCAUUUUUCUCGCCUUUCAUCCGAUUACCCAAAAUAUCAAAAACUUACCUAGAUUCAAAUGGAUCAUUGCGUAAAUUGAUGCUGAUUCAAAUGCCUGAACCGGAUAAAAUCUUGCGGUUAAUAUCUGACUUACAUCAAUGGGAUGUUGACUUACCUAAAGAUUACUCGAAUAUUCAGCCAGUUGAUUUCUCUGUAACAAACUUGCCUGAAUCCUUAAACGACGUGAAAGUUGGCAAUUCACUAAACGAUGAAGCAUUUCAAAAAGUUAGUACUGUAGACGAAGAAAGAAAUAUUUUAGAAAAUAUGGUUUCUUCACCAUGUUUUGUAAAUAUAUCGAUCACUUAUGAAAAUUUUACAUUUGAACAAGUUAUCAAAGAAUUAUUGCCUGAUUUCAUCUUGCCUAUUACUGGAUUUACUGUAAUUGGUCAUGUUUUACAAUUUAAUCUCAAACCUGAAGCAUUACCUUACCGUCAUAUAAUUGGUCAAGUUGCACUUGAUAAAAUACCAAAUAUUCGUACAGUUAUUCAUAAAGUUUCUGUUAUUGAGUCAGCUUAUCGUACUUUUGAAAUGGAAUUACUUGCUGGUGUUCCUGAUUAUAUCACAUCAAUGCGUGAAAACAGUACAACAUUUCAUUUGGAUAUUAGUAAAGUUUACUGGAAUCCACGUUUAGGUACUGAACAUACACGAAUUGUUAACAGUUUACGUCCACCUCUUCCAAUGAGUGAUCCAUUUCUUACACCACGACCUAUUCCUGGCGAUCGUGUAGUUGUUUAUGAUGUAUUUGCUGGCAUUGGACCUUUCUCUAUUCCAGCUGGUCGAGCAGGAUGUCAUGUAUUGGCAAAUGAUCUAAAUCCGGAUUCAUUUAUUUGGCUUAAAAAAAAUGUUACUGAAAAUUCAUCACGUAAACAUCCUUUAAAAAAUAUUACCUGUUACAAUAUGGAUGGACGUGAAUUUAUUCGUGAAAUUCUUCUUCCACACUAUAUAAAAUACGGGUAUUCUGAUUCAAUCAAACGGAAUGAUUGUGAUCCUGUCUCACUAUCAAUUGAUCGUUUUGUGGUGAUUAUGAAUCUUCCUCAAUUGGCUAUUGAUUUUUUAGAUGCAUUUGUACCACCAACAAAUUGUAUCAAAUCAUCAUCCAAUGUGAUGAUUGAUAAUAACAAUAACAAUAAUCUCAAUGAUUCAUGUGUUACUCGUCCGAAAUUUAUCAAACCUUUACAUGUUUAUUGUUAUUGUUUUAUGAGACGUAAUAUUGAAUCGGAACAAACUAUACAGAUACGUUUAGCUAAAGCUUUAAAUACAAAUAUUACAGAUUUAUUUCAAUUUGUCAAUUCAACAACAAAUCCACCAAUGAAUAACUUGAAAGCUGAACAAACUAAUCAUGAUCAAUGUUUCAUAAGAAAUUGGAAUUAUCGUUUUGUACGCAAUGUUGCUCCAUUCAAAGAUAUGUAUUGUACGGAAUUUGAAUUGUACUUGCCAACAUUUUGGUUAUUUUAUGAUUAUUCAAGUCCAGCAGCAAAACGUUCACGAAUCACUGAGGCUGAAAGUAAAUGA
Molecule: messenger RNA, 3240 nt
Organism: Schistosoma turkestanicum
Lineage: Eukaryota; Metazoa; Platyhelminthes; Trematoda; Strigeidida; Schistosomatidae
Source: the annotation of a GenBank genome assembly